AUGUCUAAUAUUCGGCGAGAAUUAAUUUAUGCAGUGCUUAGUAGAGCAUUUACAUCAAUUGACACUAAUGACUUUCAUAAAUACCGUGAGUCUGUGAAACAAAUAAUUCUUGCUGAUGAUUCUUUUACAGAAGAAGAAAAAACUGAAGCAAUAAGAGAAAAUAAUAAAAAUUAUGACGCAGAUAAAAUUUAUUAUAAUUCAGGAACAAGAAGAAUUUGUGAAAAUUGUAAUCAAAAAUGUUUAGCUAUAUUAUAUUGUGAAUAUUGUGUUCGAAAUUAUUUAAAAGCAAACUUCUCAAACUGGACAUCUGGAAAUAAUAAUAUUGAUAAUUUAAUAAAAAAUUGUCAAUUAGAAACACUUGGACCAAAUGCAAUAAUUGAAUGGAUCCCAUAUAAUAAUUUAGAAAACAUUGAAUAUCUAACAAAAGGUGGAUUCUCUAAGAUUUAUACAGCAGAUUGGAUUGAUGGACAAUAUGAAGAAUGGGAUAUUAAAAAACAACAAUUAAUAAGAUUUGGAGCUCAAUAUGUAAUACUUAAAGAAUUAGGAAAUGUUGAAAAUGCAAGUCAAAGUUGGUUUGAAGAGGCCAAAUCGCAUUUUAUUAUAAGCAACAAACACGCAAUAAUUGUUGAAUGUUAUGGUAUAACACAAAAUCCAUCAAAUGGAAAUUAUUUGCUUGUAAUGAAUGAAUAUGACAUGAAUUUAAGAGAAUAUUUACCACAAAAUCAUAAUCAACUUACAUGGAACGAAAGAAUUAAUAUUAUUUUUUUGAUAAUUAAUGCACUUUAUUAUAUUCAUAAAGAGGAUUCAAUUCAUAGAGAUUUGCAUUCUGGAAAUAUAUUAUAUUCCCAGUCACAUAAUAAUUGGCGUAUUAGUGAUCUUGGAUUUU
Rhizophagus irregularis DAOM 181602=DAOM 197198 is the source of this 886-nucleotide messenger RNA. Lineage: Eukaryota; Fungi; Glomeromycota; Glomeromycetes; Glomerales; Glomeraceae. The record is from RefSeq and is a predicted model, not a curated record.